This is a messenger RNA of Melampsora larici-populina 98AG31, 1065 nucleotides long. RefSeq lists its product as uncharacterized. The coding region runs from base 1 to 1065 and encodes 354 amino acids. The record is from RefSeq and is a predicted model, not a curated record. NCBI's taxonomy places the organism in Eukaryota, Fungi, Basidiomycota, Pucciniomycetes, Pucciniales, Melampsoraceae. The transcript is spliced from 4 exons.
AUGUCUACUGUUCUGGACCCCAGCAACCCAAGUGUUAGCAAGCACGACAUGGCUCAGUGGCUUUACAAACAUGACAAGACAACUACCCUUCACUCCAAACUAAAUCGAGCACAGCUUGCCUCCAGAGUGCGGAAGGCGCAGCCGCAUCUCUUUCCAAACCCUGAUAGCGACGAUCCAGCCCUGGACUCCAAUGAUUUGCAGGGCCAACAACAGGAAUCAAGUGAUCAAUCAAAUGUGCUUGGGAGAAUGGAGGUUCAUAACCGUAUGCCUUCACCUUCCACGAGUGGUCGGAGUCCACAAGACUUGACAUCAAUCGCUACAAGUACUCCUCCUCCUCGUAAAGGAAAACGUGUUUCUUUCGAUCCGCCAUUCUCCACAUGUUACCUCGUACCUGAAGUCACAUUGAAUCCUGCGGAUACGGGGCCUGCUCGAAAAGCAAAGCAAGUGUCUUCUGAUGAUCACGGUGGGUCUACCAUGAUGACAAAAAAAAAGAAGAAGUCAAUCCAACAGCAAAUUCCAGACCGCCCGACCAGUACCAGUCUACCAAAGUCUACAGGUAGAGGCGUUUCAAAAUCAACUCCAGAAGUGGAAUCUACCUCUCUGCUAGAGAUAAAGGAUCGGCUCGAACAUAUCAAAGAGUUAAGUGCGCUUCAGGAGCCUCUGGUUCUUCCUGCUUUGAACACAUUAAGUAAUUGUGUAGAAGAUAAGACCAUGGAUUUGGCAGAACAAUUAAUUCCUCUUGGGUCAGAAGAGGGCAAACCAGCUACUCCAAGUACUCAUCACUAUGAAAUGGACUUGAUGGAAUUUCCCGAGUUAGAUAUAUUCGAAAGUGAAAAUCCCGGUACGUCUAACAAUAUUUCUUCUUGUUUGCUCCCAUGGGCGAUGCCUAAUCAUGCUGGAUCAUCCACACUUUUAGUAUUGGGAAGGAACAUCGAUCCAAUUCCUUUCAAACCCUCAAUUAAGCCGACUUCAGAGCUACCAGUACUUUCGGGAACAGACUACUUUCAAAUCCAAAGAAGUAAAGAAGAACAAGGUAAUUCUCAUACUAAUUCCAACUUAUCCUAA